Molecule: messenger RNA, 1386 nt
Organism: Lactuca sativa (garden lettuce)
Lineage: Eukaryota; Viridiplantae; Streptophyta; Magnoliopsida; Asterales; Asteraceae
Product: vacuolar protein sorting-associated protein 26A
Biological process (GO): intracellular protein transport
Source: RefSeq, a predicted model, not a curated record
UAACAUACACGCACCGCUGUGGGAACUGGUGGCGACAGCCAUCUGUCUACUUGUUUCUUUUUUUCUUUUUCUGCCAUAAAUCAACUCACCAGAUCACUUCCGCAUUGCACAGAUCCGGCAACCGUUUUCUCCGACCACCGUUCCGGUGAGGUUUUAACAGAGAGUUUAAGGAAAGAUUUUGGGGGUGAGAAUCGAUUUUUGGCGGAAUGAAUUAUAUUUUAGGAGCUUUCAAGCCUUCUUGUAAUAUUUCAGUUACACUUAAUGAUGUGAAAACUCGCAAACAGGUUCCUUUGAAGAAGGAAAAUGGUCAGAUAUCAAUGGUGCCUCUUUUCCAAAGUCAAGAAAGCAUUGCUGGAGUGAUAUCUGUAGACCCAGUGCAAGGGAAGAAGGUUGAACAUAAUGGCAUUAAAAUAGAACUCCUUGGUCAAAUUGAAAUUUAUUUUGACAGAGGCAACUUCUAUGACUUUACCUCUCUUGUUCGUGAACUGGAUGUUCCUGGUGAAAUAUAUGAAAGGAAAACAUUUCCUUUUGAAUUUUCUUCAGUUGAAAUGCCUUAUGAGACAUACAACGGUGUCAAUGUGCGACUUAGGUAUGUUCUAAAGGUAACUAUCAGUCGGGGCUAUAGCAACAUAACAGAAUACCAAGAUUUUGUGGUUCGCAAUUAUAGCCCUCCUCCAUCAAUCAACAACAGCAUUAAGAUGGAAGUUGGAAUAGAAGACUGUCUUCAUAUUGAGUUUGAGUAUAACAAGAGCAAGUAUCAUUUAAAAGACGUAAUCAUCGGGAAGAUAUAUUUUCUACUUGUUAGAAUAAAGUUAAAAAACAUGGAUCUUGAGAUAAGGCGAAGGGAAUCAACUGGUUCAGGGGCAAACACUCAUGUAGAGACAGAAACCCUAGCAAAGUUUGAGUUGAUGGAUGGUGCUCCUGUUAGAGGUGAAUCGAUACCAAUCAGGCUGUUUUUAAGCCCAUAUGAACUGACACCAACGCAUAAGAAUAUUAACAACAAAUUUAGUGUGAAGUAUUAUUUGAAUCUGGUGCUUGUUGAUGAAGAAGAUCGCAGGUAUUUCAAGCAGCAGGAAAUUACAAUAUACAGGACUGCAGAGACUGCUUCCUGAUAUUAUUAAUCUGGCUUUGGGAUUGUUUUGUAUAUUGUGAUGAUGUUUGUUGAUGUUGGAGGAGGUUUUUUUUUUUUUUUUUUUUUUUUUUUUUUUUUGUAUUAUGGAGUGAAAAAUAGCAAAUAAACAUUGUAAGUGGAUAUGGUUCUAAGUUUUAACUUUUAAUGUUGGGAAAGAUAGAUGAAUCCAUUAAAGGUCAGGGGUGGUGUGUGUUUUACUUUUAUUUGUUGGGAUUGUUUUUGCAGUGUUUAAUAUAAUAAUGGAGUUGAUAUAA